UUUAACAUUUCUCAGAGAUGCAAGGGUAAUUCAGUCAAUUAGUUCUUCGAGCACUCUCCAUCUGCUCUGGAAUCACUCCCGAGAGAGAGAGAGUGGAAGCGCGGCAUUGGCUGUAUGAAGUUUCGUUUCCUCGGAAAUCAACUUUCGCCCUAGCUUUGGAGAGAGAGAGAGAGAGAGAGAGAGAGAGAGAGAGAGAGUCUUGUCGUAGAAGAAUGGAGAGCAGUAAUGGUAAAGUAAUGGUUAUGAAAGAGAGAAAGAGAAUAGAGAUGCCAUUUACUUUGAAGGUGGGUCAAGUGUUUACGGGGUUUGGAAUCGGCUGUGGUCUUGGUAUCGGCGUUGGCCGCCCUUUAAAUUUAGGUGCAAUACCUGUGUUGAACCAAGUCAUGGGUGCAACCAGAGGUGCAACAGAUGUAUUUUCUGGUGUUGGUAGACAUGUUAACGACUCUUUAAGGAAGCUGGGAGCAAAGAACAUUGAAGUGGGCAUUGGCUGUGGAGUUGGUUUUGGGCAUGGUUUUGGAGUUGGUCUUGCCGUGAAGCCUGGGGUGGUGAAGCAGAUCCAAUCUUCUCUUGUACAAGCAGUGACAAAGAUGAUGAUGAAGUUUGGAAUCGCUCCUAAUUUAUCCCUUGAUCAAGGCCUCAUUCCAGCGUCUCUGCAAAGUAGCAUAAUGCCCUCCAAUCAAAAUCCUGUGGGAAGUAUCAUGCAGUUGGCAACACAAGCACCCGACCACACAUCUCAAAGCUUCCCCACAGGUGGAAACUUGAGUGCAGGUUCUUUUGAAACUUUUGCAUCAAAAAAGCCUCCACUAAAGUCAUCAUAUGGUAGUCGGACGGAGGAGGUUAUUGGUAGUUUUCUGCGGAAUCCGCUACUCAAAGAUGAGGGCAGCGAACUUAAUGAGCUGGAUGGGCAUCUGCGGUCAGAAAACAGCGUGCUUCAGAUGUUGUUGAAACACCAGCAAGUGAUCGAGGAUCUUAUGAAGGAAAACGAGAAGCUUCGACGGAUAUUGGUUGAAGACCUUAAUAUUCCUCCCAGCAAACUACAAGCCAGCUAUUCAAGCAGGACAUCUCCGUGCGCUGAUUGUUUUGAGUGCCGUCGAAAACAAAGAAGAAAGUAAUCUGAAGCAAAAUAGUACCCAAACAUUCGCACCAUUGGGUACUUAACUUCAAUAUUCUCCCUUGUGCUCUCUUUUAAUCGGGUUUUGGAUUGUUUUUCUUCAAUCUCACUUAGAAGAAUCAUUCUUUGGGAAACCAUACUAGAGUGAGUUAGAGUACUGAUUGAGAGAUGCUAAAACAGGUCCAUGAGGUAGCUAAAUACUAAGUUUUACAGCUAAUUUUCCUUUGCUUUC
Messenger RNA from Rhododendron vialii, 1343 nucleotides. RefSeq lists its product as uncharacterized. The transcript is spliced from 8 exons. The record is from RefSeq and is a predicted model, not a curated record. Bases 213 to 1112 code for a protein of 299 amino acids. Lineage: Eukaryota; Viridiplantae; Streptophyta; Magnoliopsida; Ericales; Ericaceae.